AGCACCAGCUCGGCUGUCGGCAUCACACAACCUAACAUUGAGAGGCAGGAGGACACAGGUGUGAAGCUUAACUCAUUUUAUACACAGACAUCUUGCACUCAGGAGCAUCAGCGGUAGAUUAGAUCAAAAUGAUUUUUCUAAUGGACCUCCAGAUGAUGCUGCUGGAUGUGAUUUACUUCAUCCUGCGUAACUCUGUGCGGGUGGUCCUGCGCCCACGCACCAAGCCUGUGGAUGGUGAGCUGGUGCUGAUCACUGGUGCAGGAGGCGGCCUGGGUCGCCUCUUCGCUCAGGAAUUCACCAAGCACGGGGCAGAGGUGGUGCUGUGGGACAUCAACAGCAGCUCCAAUGAGCAGACAGCCAAGCUGGUGCAUGAGAUGGGGGGCACGGCGCACACCUACACGGUGGAUGUGACCAAGCGGGAGGAUGUGUACCACAAAGCAGACCUCGUGAGGAAGGACCUGGGCCGAGAUGUUACCAUACUGGUGAACAAUGCUGGAGUGGUGGCAGGGGAGCGCAUGUUGGACUGUCCCGAUGAGCUGAUUGAGAAGACCAUGAAAGUCAACUGUCACGCCCUCUUCUGGACAGUGAAGGCCUUCCUCCCCCAGAUGAAGGCCCAGAAUCACGGUCACAUCGUCACCAUCGCCAGCGUCCUCGGCCUCUUCAGCACAUCUUGUGUCGAGGAUUACUGUGCCAGUAAGUUUGCUGCAGUGGGUUUUCACGAGUCUCUGGCCCAUGAGCUCCUGGCAGAGGGGGUUGAAGGAGUGAAGACUACACUUGUGUGUCCCUAUAUUGUGGACACGGGCAUGUUUGAAGGCUGCAAGAUACGGGAGGAAGUGGAACUGGUGCUCCCCCCUCUGGAGCCCCAGUACUGCGUGGAGCAGGCCAUGAACGCCAUCUUGAUAGACCAACCAAUGGUGUGCAUCCCCCGCCUCACCUACCUCCCCUUCCUCUCCAGAGCGUUGUUGCCGUGGGAAUCCAAUGUUGUUGUGUAUCGCUUCAUGGGCUCCGACAAGUGCAUGUACCCCUUCAUCGAGACCAAGAAACAGGCGUCUAAUGGCUGCAUUAAGGUUGCAUAGUUACCUUAAAAUUAAGAUGAACUAUUAUUUGAAAGGGUUUAUAGAGGGUUUAUUAUAUAUAAGUGAAAAAUGUUACAGCCAGGAUUCAAUCACAACUUGAGCACAGUCAAAACGACUCUCAAACCGAAGUGACUUUAGAUUUUGUACUAGACGACAACUCUGCCAAGUUGUCAUCAGUACAAAACAAUUUCUGUUAAGACAAAGUUUAAAGUCCCUUCAAAACGGUGAUUAAAUCCUGAACUGAUCAACAUGGGAACCGUCUUGAAUAUCUGUUAUUAAAUGAUUAUUGUUCUGUUUUACGUUGACAUUAAAUAAAAUGAAUAAAAACCACUGAUACAAACACACAAUCAGACCAGAGCCAGGGAUUUGUGUGUGUUGCACUGUGUACUUUUCAAACUGCACAAGAUAUGCAAAUGAGCCAAACGCAGGGCGCUGGAAGUGAACUGGAAAAAGAAAACAUCCUGGGCCUGCUUGUGGAUUAUGCCUGUGUCAGUGCACAUGUGCAGUAUGUUUACGAGACUGUGCUCACAAAACAUGGUUAAUCUCCAAAGACAGCAGCGAUCCGGUAAAACAUAAUCACUGCCUAGAAAGGCUCUCAUGCAAAAGGAAGGCGGUAUGACUAAUGAGUCAUCCCCUGCAGCAUCAUGUUUAGAUCUGCUGCUGUUUACA
This is a messenger RNA of Hippoglossus stenolepis (Pacific halibut), 1745 nucleotides long. It is a transcript of the gene rdh20, whose product is annotated as retinol dehydrogenase 20. The transcript is spliced from 5 exons. NCBI's taxonomy places the organism in Eukaryota, Metazoa, Chordata, Actinopteri, Pleuronectiformes, Pleuronectidae. The coding region runs from base 129 to 1076 and encodes 315 amino acids. Gene Ontology annotation, molecular function: oxidoreductase activity, acting on the CH-OH group of donors, NAD or NADP as acceptor. The record is from RefSeq and is a predicted model, not a curated record. Gene Ontology annotation, cellular component: lipid droplet.